UUGUUUUACGACACUGCAUACAGUUCCUCUCAGCACUGGUUCAAGAUGGCUUCGUCUUUUUGGAAAGGUGUUGUCGGCAUCGGACUUUUUGCCUUAGCCCACGCAGCUUUUUCAGCCGCACAGCAUCGGUCAUACAUGAGACUCACAGAGAAGGAAAACGAGACACUACCAAUUGAUAUUGUACUACAGACCUUGUUGUCGUUUGUGAUGACCUGUUAUGGCAUUGUCCACAUUGCUGGAGAGUUCAAAGAUAUGGACGCCUCCUCAGAAUUGAAAAACAAAACAUUUGAUACGCUGAGGAACCACCCAUCGUUUUACCUCUUCAAUCACAGGGGUCGGGUGCUGUUCCGCACGCCGGAGGAGGAGCCCUCCUCUGUACGCAACCAGCAAGCCCUCCCCAACCCCAUACGGUUACGCAAGCUGGAGCAUUUGCACUGAGACUGGCCUUUCCUGCCUGUAACUUCAUUGUCAGAUAAGAUUUUGUUUUCUUUUGUUAGACAGAGGGGACGGAGUGAGAAUCCCUCUACUUUAAUUUGUAUUUGUACAUAAACUAAUAUGCUGUCCAUGCAUCUCUGUCCAUAGAAGUGGUCUCCACCAUAUUCAACACUGACUGUGCCAACCCAUCAAUUUUUCAAGCAGAUUUGUUUGUAUAUACAACAGUAUGUUAUUGCUUUGGAGUCUUGAGAUACAGAGACAUCUUCCCUUGUUGUCCUCUCUGAACUGAAGCAGGAUAUCGCUGUCUUUUCUAUAUCCUAUGUAUGAGGGGCAUGAGACCGCCUGUUUCUUAACCGUUUCCUUUCAAGCACACAUCAGUCUUUAGCAACAGUCUGCGCGAACUUCUGUCAACUCAAAAGAGUUUUUUGUCAGAUGAAUGGGGAUAUUGUAUAUGUGUUGAUGAUUUCCUCGAAGCAGACUCGUCUCUACAUCCUGUAUGCAUUGAAGCGGUCUGCUUCAGGAAAUCAACUCCAGCGGAGAUGUGCGAACAGAAACCUCUAGGCAGCCGCUCUGAUGAUACUGUGAACAUAAACUAGAAAGCGCUGGUACAUUCAUCAGGGUGACGUUUAUUUUUUUUCCCUUCAUUUACGUUUUGUUAAGAUUAAACAGAUGUUUAUAAUUUAAUAAAAUGCGUACUGAUUUUA
Messenger RNA from Labrus bergylta (ballan wrasse), 1139 nucleotides. RefSeq names its product membrane magnesium transporter 1 (gene mmgt1). Gene Ontology annotation, cellular component: early endosome; plasma membrane; EMC complex. Lineage: Eukaryota; Metazoa; Chordata; Actinopteri; Labriformes; Labridae. The record is from RefSeq and is a predicted model, not a curated record.